Messenger RNA from Punica granatum (pomegranate), 1012 nucleotides. The record is from RefSeq and is a predicted model, not a curated record. Lineage: Eukaryota; Viridiplantae; Streptophyta; Magnoliopsida; Myrtales; Lythraceae.
GAAACAAUUAUGACAGAAUUUAUGACAAGAUGGGCAACUCUCUGUCAGAUCAGGUAUCAGCAGAAACUAACAAUAAGACUGAGGCAGAGAGCUCCCAGUCCCAGUCCCUGCCCCAAGCCAUCAAGCCAACAGCACAAGUUCAGCCCCAAAAGAAGCUGCAAGAACCCCGGGAUACGAGAAACAAAUUAUUCCGCCGGGCGAUUACGAAGCCAUACUCAAGGAGGCAGACACGCCACUCAACAAAAAAAAUUUGUCCAUGAAAAAUCUGUAUGAUCAUCUCUAUAGUGGUGUCUUCUUGAACCAAAUGAAAGAGAAGUUUUGGGUAGAAAAGAGUUCAAGCAAGAAGUGCUUCAUGCUGUUCGCGAGGGGUCUCUCUAUUACUUGGGCCGACACCCCUGAGUACUGGCACUGGAAGAGUGUACAAGAAGCCACCCCAAGGGAUGAAAUGAUCGAGGUGGCGGAAUUACUGAAUGUUUGUUGGCUAGAAGUACACGGCAAGUAUGAGAUAUCGAGACUGUCUCCAGAAACAAGUUAUGAGGUUGUGUUCAUGAUUAUGCUGAAGGAUCCAGCUUACGGCUGGGACGUCCCGGUAAAUAUCAGACUUAUCCUUCCUGAUGGAACCAAACAUGAAACUAGAGAGAACCUCAUGGAAAGACCUAGGGGGAGAUGGAUAGAGGUCCGAGCAGGAGAGUUAAGGACAUUGGCGUCUGGGAACUCUGGAACGAUGGAGUUCUCCAUGUAUGAGUAUAAAGGUGGGCAGUGGAAGCGAGGGCUCAUCGUGAAAGGCGUUCUUAUUCAGCCAAAGAAAUGAACUUACGGGACAUCCACUUGUAUCUUGUUUAAUGUAAUACCUUGAAAUGAAACUUAAGAGUGACUACUCAGUAACAGGAUAAGAAGGGGGAAAAGAAAGACUCGAUUACCAACCUCAUAGGUUAACUAUAUUUGCACUGGUAAAGGAAAAUUUAGAAAUAAAUGGAUCAUUGUGCAUGACGCUUUUAAUUUUUUCGUUGUA